This is a messenger RNA of Racocetra persica, 352 nucleotides long. Lineage: Eukaryota; Fungi; Glomeromycota; Glomeromycetes; Diversisporales; Gigasporaceae. The record is from the annotation of a GenBank genome assembly.
AAGGUGGAUAUAAUAAUAUAUAAUCCAAUAGAAGCAGUAAAAUUAGAGCCACAAUUGCGUUAUCUAGGAGAUGCUACUCCACCUUUGGAAUGGGUUGGUUUGCAAAGAGCAAAAGCAUAUAAUAUUAUCAUAGGUUCAAACGUUGAUUAUAAUAUUCGAUCAACAAUACCUUCACAUAUUAAAUCAAACAACCAUCAAAAAAAUAAAACUGUAGCAGAACAGACAACUCGGAUACGACAACAAACUCUUCCAACAGUUUUACAAGCUUCAGAGUUAAGAAAGAAUGCUGUAACCUCACUUGUAAAAGCUUUUGUUGAAGCAAAUAUUCCUCUUGAAAAAGUUGACAAGCUUC